CACGCUUGGCACGCCGUUCCAAAGCGCUCGGCGGCAGCAACGUGUUCGGACGCGCGAGCGCGAUCGCUCUCUUGGAACUCGGGCGCCGCAUGCCACUCCAGUUCCGUGUCUCAAAACACGCCACGGAAAUAUGCGACCAUCAAGUAUGUGACUCGUUGGAACUGCUCUGCUUCAACUUCGAGGUGACCUUUGGCUAUGUGCAUCACUGGGCUUAUUCGACCGAAGAAAACUGUCUUAUCCUGACAGCGAGUAAGCGAAAACGUGGAUCUCAAGUAUCUUUGAGUGUCGCCUCAAAGCAUUAAUGCACGCUAUGACGCUCGAUUAAGAAACUUUGCCGGUAGCUGAGGUUGGACGACCUUGGCAUACAGAGCGAUUAGCAGCGACUGGCUACAGUACUGUGGGGAAGACUCGUUUAACUCUCUACACGUCGCUGUGCUGCUCUGUCUUUCUCAGUGCACCGUUCGUUCGACUUCGGGUGGACGGUUUUCAAAACGCAUUCUUCUCACACGUAGACCUGGCUGCAGCGACGACGCCGACGUGCGGUGUGGCAGUGGGGGUGGGGGGCACUGGAGGGACGACGCCCAGCAAAAUGCCUGACACGCCGCAGGACGUCAAGCCCCUCAGUCCCACGCAGUUGCCAAAGGUGUCUUCCAUGCAAGGCGUAAACGGUGUGCACUCUCCUGCAACCGCUUCUUCCUUGCCCACGACCGGGGGCCGCUCCUUAUCUCCGCCCACGGAAAACCCUGGGGAUGGGACGAGGGCCACGCACGGCUCUUCAGGAGUCUCUUCCAGCACAGCUCCAGGAGGUGACUCGACAGCGGCUGCUGCCGCAGCUGUGGCUGCCGUCGGAGCACGACAGCUCAGCAAGGUGAAGAGGUUCCUGACGACGCUGCAGCAAUUCGGUAGCGACGUCUCACCGGAGGUUGGAGAGCGCGUUCACGGCUUGAUUCUCGGGCUUGUGAGCUCAACUAUUUCGAUCGAGGAAUUCCAUCAUAGCAUACAAGAAAUCACCAACUACCCGUUGCGGCCAUUCGUCGUUCCAUUCCUUAAGUCGCACCUGCCCCUCUUGCAAGCGGAACUCUUGCAUUUCGCGCGAGUAGCGAAGCAGUCUCCGGCUCAGUAUCUGCGACAGCAUGAGACGCUAGUGCUAGAUCCUCUUCAUCAAGGCGGAGAGCCUUUCGAAAUCUUUCAACCUGAAUCGGUGAAAGAGACCAGUGGAAAGAGAAGAUCGCCUCAAGAAGCUCGUACGAAGGAAAACGGGCACUCCACGGAAGGAACAGAAGGCGGCCCACCUCCAACAAAGAGGCAUCAAACGGCGCUUGCCAGUCCGGGAUCGGCGCGCCUUAGUCCAGGAGCGCACGGACAUGGUCCUGCACCGCCGGCAGCGGGUGCGUUUCGCUUUGAAGAUUCUUCAGUCUACAGAGAUCGGUACGACCGGUAUGACCGCUUCGAUCGCGACUUCUAUAGACCUUACUACGGCAUGUUGCACAGAGAGUACACAGAAGACCGAGACAUGGAAGAUGAAUGGAAAAAUAUCAAUACUAUGCUGAACUGCAUUUUGGGAAUGGUGGAGAAAACGAAGCGCGCCAUCGCUAUUCUGCAACACCGCAGUCAGUCCGAGAGGCAAGACUUCGGCGUGUGGGGUGGAAGACGACAUUUGGAGGUAGACUUCGACAUGAAGAAGCGGGACCUCAUGGCUCACUACAAGACCACUGCUGAACUAGACAGGGUUUCAGAAGUGCGAAGGCGAGCAGAAGAAGCCGUGAACGAAGUGAAACGGCAAGCGGUAGCGGAGCUUCAGAAAGCGGUAUCGGCGGCGGAGUCGAAAGCAAGCGAACUGGUGGCUGCCGAACGCACCAAGAUGGAACGGCUCAUCAGUGAGGCUCGGCGGCAAGCAGCCGAGGAAGCACUCGCUGCUAUAAACCACCAAGAGGACUCUACAGAGCAGAACUGCUGGAACUGUGGUCGCAAGGCCAACGAGACGUGCAGCGGUUGCAAUGUGGCUCGCUACUGUGGAGCAUUUUGCCAGCAUAAGGACUGGGAGAACCACCACAGAGUUUGCGGCCAACCCUCAUCAGCAGCGAUCACUUCUGCUGCAUCCCCGAUGACGCCGACCAGCACUGCUGGCAAGAGAAGUCCGAGCCCACCGAGAAGAGCCGAGGCCAAAAUUGACUCGAGGCAUUAAGCCUUGGCAUCGUCGGGACAAAUGUACAAAUUUUAUCUUUGAAUAGUGAUACGAGCCGCGAAUGAAUGCCGUGAAGAAACAGCCUUCAGAAUGCGGCCUUGUGCUACACAGGAGAACCUCAUGUCCAGCGUUCAUGUUCCGGGACUGACUGUGAACGGCGGCCUGCUGAAACAAUACUGCCGAAUCCCAAAGCAUAAAUGAAACAACUUGUCAUUUCUUCGUACCAACACUCCACAAAAGAGUGGUUCACUCAUUUGUUAUAGAUAUUACAUGAACUGCUUCAUAAUAGAAGACAGAUAUGUGUGACUAGUCAACGGCGAUAUUUGUGUCAUACGGGUCUCUCUGUCGAAUCUGGCGUACACAUGGAUGUGUCCAGCGCCACGCCAGUGUUCAAUUCAGCGUGUUCUAGUACUUGCCAUAAAAUCCACGGGGAAAGGCAUCGGUGCUGCACUCCCGGUGUGGGAUUGUUACAAGACAGUACUGCUUAUGAACACUAUUAUACGUACGCUGUUCUCCGUAUCGGAAGGGACUCACUGCAUGCUACGCACUCUGCACAAGAAUUCCAACCACAAUAGAAUAACUUUCUUGUCUCUUAUGGGAUGUCAGUUGCUAGCUAACGGGCACCUUUUCAUGACAACAUUGUGCCGUUUUCAUUUUGGACACAAGUUCCCUCGAUCUGUACGAGAUUUCGAGACUGAGUCUGGCACUGAUUAACGCGCUGUUUUGUGAGUAUUACGUGUGAUUCGAAGAUGAUGGUGUCCUAAUAUAUAAACAUAUAGUACAAUCCUGUACGUGUCACUCCUACAUUUUCGUUUUUUUUUACUAUUUCGUUUUGUAUCGUGUAGUGCUGUACAUAAGAUGUCUUUGCAACCAAACCGGUUAUUGAGCAGUUGUAUAGUAUACUAUCAUAAGUCUAUGUACAUAUGUGUACGUCCUAGGUUCGAUACACCUGUAUCUCACAGAUAUUACUCGAGCACACGGUACUCUUAUUGUCCAAAUUAGGUGUAUAUUUCGUUUACCUCAAGGAAGGCAAUCUCAAAGACUAGUUGAACUAUUUUAAUUCUGUGAUGCUGCUAGCCAAAUCUGCCAUCAAGCUACGUAAUGCCAACGUUCUGUAGAACCAUGACGCCCUCCUCUCAGGGAUUGCUGACGAUGGGAGAGUUUGCGAUUGUUCACGCAGUUGUUGGGAUGUGACUUCCUCGAAUAUCUUGUACAUGUACACAAGAGCACGCUGCAGAACGGAGCAUAACACAAAACAUUACAAGCAGCUCAGAAAUGGUACGGCAGUGGUUCCCAAACUUCGCCGGGUCGCGGCCCAUGAAAAUACAUCCCCCCCCCCCCCCCCCGCGGUUGUCCUCGUCGCGAUGUCGGACGUCUUCAAAACGAUACACUGACGUUUUAUUGUAGCUACAUUGAGAGCGAGUUCUCUGGGCCAAAAAGUCUUGCACAACGACAUGCUGCACACCUGCGCGCUUGCACGACUGCAUGCUUCGCUCAAAGACAACGCACGCGAAACGGUUUUUGGCGUCCGCUUUAAUUCGAGGAGACGCGAGAAGACUGCGUCCGUGUAUGCCGCGAUAGACGCAGACGCUGUGGCCUUUAAACCACCGGCCCUCGCUAAGCCACCGGCAUGUAGUGUGAAUGAGUGGACCUCACGACAUAGAUUUUGGCCCUCGUGCGCAAGUGAAAGCAGGCGUGAAAGCCAGGCUGUGUGACGCACCGAAAGCGUCGCGGACCCCACAUGCAAGCGAAUUUAUGAGAAACCACCGGGUCCGCCGCAACAGGCUUCCUGAUAACGCAGAAUAUUUUUCUUUCUAAAUUUGUGGGCCGCUUCGUGACCCCCCUCGGGACGUGUCGCGACCCACAGUUUGGGAACCACUGUGGUACGGGAUUCUUUAAGAAGAAGCGUGGUACCUAUACUCGCUUCCGUCUGUCUACGCCAUCAUGUCCCUGCUCUAGUCAUUCUGAAUCUAACAUAAAGAAGGUGUUUGCUGGCGCCAGCGAUUUAUCCAGACAGCCCCCUAAGCCCCCUCCCUCCCUCCCUCCCUUUCUUUUCUGUGCAGCCCCAACAGGGAGUGUCUUUGUUAUUCCAGUCUUAGAUACAUGUCGGCAAUGAUACAUAAAGUUGAUACUUGAUACAACGUAAGUCUAGUAAUGACAGCCCUUCCAUCUUUUGCACCCCCCCCCCCCGCAUUCUUGCGAUUCUGGAUAAACUACUGGUUGACGCACCACACGAGAACGUCGGCUAGAAACUGAUGAUGAAACGCAUGAGACACAUUCAGUAUCUAAGGGAGAUCUGGAUGUGUCAUGUAUCUCAUCUCAGUCCGUCCUUACUCACAACAAGGUGCGAUUUUCUUUGCAGCACACACGCUAUCGCCGCGGUGCUUUUCCGCUGCAGCUUAUUUAAGUUCGUUCAGGGUAGUUUUAUUCCAAUUCAGAUGCUGUCAGAGACCUGAAGAGCCGGAAGCGAAAAGUGUCUAGUCAUGGAGACGUUUUUUUUUUUUUUUUUUCUUAGUCCCUUUCUUUGUACCGAGUGUUUCAUCUAACCUCAUAUUGCAUUUAAAUAAACUGUCUGCAAUAUAGAAAUUUACAAAUUGGCGGACUGUGUUCAGAGACUCUUUGCCGCAUUUCGGUGCCGUGCGAACCUCACUUCAGCAUCUAUUAGCUUUUUUUUUUUUUUUCAUUUAUUGACAUUAAACGUUUGCUAAGUACAGCGAACAUUUCUUCUUAGUGGCAAACUAUAGAAAAUGUGUGGCUUCUGCAGUCCAACAGAAAUAAUGUUGACGAAUCUGUAAUAUAUUUAGGGAAAUAACUUGAGGAGACUGUCCCUCUCCUCCUGAGCUGUCGUGUAGCUGCACGUGCACGCACGCUGAUUGCUGCGCUUCAUUCUUUUUAUCUAAUGAUAUUCCAGUGAUGUAUAGAAGAGAUCUAGCGGAACGAAGCGUUCUGCUGUCUUUACGGCAGUCGUUUAUACUAGAAACCCAAUUUAGCGCGUUUUUUUUUAUGCGUGUUUUUUUGUUGCAUGAUAAUGCGACGGCUUUUCAAUCAGAAAUCACAGAGCUUUCGAAAGACCUGCGCUGUGUCAGUGGAAACAUGAUCCGAACAACAUAGAUCAACAUGUGUUCAAGUAGCGGAAACGCCAAUCACAUUCGGCUCGUUGAUGCUAAACUCACAUCCAAAUUUAUCGUGGGUGUAUGCAGUAUAGGGACGACGACGAAAUUGUUAGAACGUAAAGAAGACAACAGGCUUGCAGACUCUCAACUGGUGAAAUUUAAUAGGAAAGAGCGUAUUUAUACACUUCGUAAGAUGCAUGAUAAGUAUGAGCAGCACGUGACCACAAAAGCUACGCAAACGGGUAUUUAGCGAGGAGAACACUUUGGGGAAUUCUUCACUGGGAAUAUGUACCAACUCACCCGCUAUAGCCCACUUGCUCGCACCCAAAGCUUACCAGGUGAUGGUCAAGUACGCCCUGAAAGUAUUUCGGAUGAAUUCAUAAUUUUCCAGUGUUCGUUUAUUAGGAUCCAGUAUCAAGUUAGGUGAAACACCGUGUACGUCAGAGUAAUGAUUGGCAUCAUUCAUAUAUACACAGACCGUGCAUGGAUACUUGAAAGCGUCCAAUGUCUGCCCUUUGACACCCUUUGGACUCAUUUAUGUGCAUUCCUGGGUUGAACUCCUAUAGAAACAGCUGCAAUGUGCCAUCUUCCUUGCGCACUGCUUGCGCAUGCGUGUUGCAAUUGUGUCAGCAUUAUGUAGGACAUUUAUGAGCAUGCAAGCACACAUUUUGCAUCUCCUCCCCAUGAUGUUGAACAGUUGGUUUUGACAGUCAAGUAAUGCCUACCCUACAAUCUAAAAAUAGAUUUCACCAUAUAACACGUUGAAUUCCAUUCCAACCAGCAUUCAUGACGCAUAUAUCGAUCUGUCCUCCGAUCGUUGGAGACGGGGGCGUACGCCUUUUCUAUCAGCCUCCGAACUGCCUCGAACAUCAUCACCACCACGACCACCCUCUGACAGUUUACACAUAUACACUCUUAAAAAUGAUCUUCACCGCAUAGCACGCUCCUAGCCAACCAUCAUCUCGA
Ornithodoros turicata is the source of this 6264-nucleotide messenger RNA. It is a transcript of the gene nvy, whose product is annotated as protein CBFA2T1-like. Gene Ontology annotation, biological process: DNA-templated transcription; negative regulation of DNA-templated transcription. The record is from RefSeq and is a predicted model, not a curated record. The coding region runs from base 590 to 2185 and encodes 531 amino acids. NCBI's taxonomy places the organism in Eukaryota, Metazoa, Arthropoda, Arachnida, Ixodida, Argasidae. The transcript has 10 exons. Gene Ontology annotation, cellular component: nucleus. Gene Ontology annotation, molecular function: transcription corepressor activity.